GCCAUGGCCGCUCCGGCACCGGCCCGCCUGCUGUUCCGGGCCGCCGCCGCUCCCUCCCGCCGCUGGUUCCUCUCCGCUUUGCCGGCAGUGGGGACAGGGCCGAGCUGCAGCGCCGCGGCCGUGAGAGCGUUGCGACCGCUCAGCCUCUCGGCCCGGACGGCGCGCAGCUCAGAAGAUAAAAUAACUGUUCAUUUCAUCAACCGCGAUGGUGACAAGCUAACAGCCAAAGGAAAACCUGGAGAUUCAUUGCUGGAUGUUGUUGUUGAUAAUAAUCUAGACAUAGAUGGUUUUGGUGCAUGUGAAGGAACGUUAGCCUGUUCAACUUGUCAUUUAAUCUUUGAAGACCACAUAUUUGAGAAACUAGAUGCAAUUACUGAUGAAGAGAUGGACAUGCUAGACCUGGCAUAUGGUCUCACGGAAACAUCACGUUUAGGCUGCCAGAUCUGCUUGAAGAAGUCAAUGGAUAAUAUGACUGUUCGAGUACCAGAAGCUGUUGCUGAUGCUAGACAAUCAGUAGAUUUGAGUAAAAACUCCUGAAAGAAAGCAUCAUAGGAGUUUUGAAGAAGCUUGAUUAUUUUUAUAACUUAUUUUUAAAUGUGUAAUUAAAUAUGGAAACUUACAUAAUUGUGAGUUAUUUUAUAUGACUAUCUGUACUAGAUUAAUGCUAUUUUAAUUUUUCUUUAUAGAACCACCUAUAUUUUUACGCUGCAGAUGCAAUAAUACUUCUAACUGAUGAUUGGACUAUAAAUGCUAACAAGUGUAUUACAGAUUUCAUAUAAUUUUACUCUGCCAAAACCUUUGUUGAUGACUGAGAACUGAAUCACUUCUACAAGACUUGCAGAACCCCUGGGCAUUGCUAGGUGUCAGGCCUAGAUCUGUUAGCAGGACUUGUGAGGCUGCAGGUCUUUUUCAAAUGUUGCUUUUAAAGAUACAUGCUCAGAACUAAUCUGCUUUCUUAGUGAGUAUGAUACUUCCUUUGCAAGUAGUGGAUUUUCAGGAUAGUUGUGUCCCAAAUUUAUGAAACUUACUAGAGAUGUGGCAAAUCCCAUCUCACAAAAAUACUGUUAAAACCAUAAAAACGAGGGGCCAGUGCAGAACAUGGGCACAUGCAGCUUGGUUUUCGCAGCACGCCGCAACUGUGGAGAUUGACGUGGCUUCCAGAAAAGGCUUGGAGCUGUUCAGCAGGAACUAAAUGCAAACUCCUGCCAUUCUCUGAAGUUGGAUAGCCGAAUUGAGAUUGAAAAGAGCAUGGUUUGUCAACAGAAACUUUGUUCUGAAGUAUAUUUUUCCCAUAAAGAUGCACUAGAUUUCUCAGAAGGGGUGGUGGGACACCGAUGGUGGAUUAUAAUGGAGAUUAAUGUCUGAGAAAGUUCAGUUGGGUCUUAUUUCUGUUGUUCUAAAGUAGGCUAAAAUGAAAUAAUGUGUCUAAGAGGUAUAUUGGUUUACCUGCUCUGUUGUCAAAAUAACUAACUGCAAUGGUUGUCACUAAUACAGUAGUUAUUGCUGUUACAACACUCUUCUAAGAUUUGGGGCAUAUUUUAAUGUAUGUAAUGUUUAUUUACAUUUGAAUGAUUUAAUGCAUUCAUUAAUGCUUUGUUUGAACUGGUGACAAUGAUGCCUAGGCAUCUUUACCUGCAUUAUUUAUUGUAUUUACAGAGAGGAAAAAAAAACCACCAACUACUAUUUUUCUAGUGUUGAGUAUUGAAAUUAUUUUGAACUUCAUUGGGAGGGGGUUAGGGCAGAAAGUCCCUGUUAGAAAAAUGAAUAUUUUCUAGAGCUUUAUUGGAGAAAAUGGAUCCAGUUUGGGGUCCUUGAUUUCCUCUCUCAGCAGGUGUUCCUUUGUUUUGUGAUGCUCACUUUGGACUUCCACUUAAAGCAAGGUAUGCUUAAUGUGCAGGAUUGCUCAGAGGACAUUAGGGAGUUGGAAAUUUGCUCUGUAUCUCAUCUAAUUACAAGUACAACUUCAGAGUUGAAAUUUCCUGGUUUUUUGAAAGCUGGAGAGAAUGACAUUGUAGAAGUGUUCUGAAGGUACCGCUGUCUUCCUUUGUAACUGCUAUGAGCAGCUGUAAUUUAGAGGUUACCCUUCCACAAUAGCACGAGCUCAUGUCUGUGUUGCCUUUAUCACAGUUGCAUUUAUACACUGCAGUUCUUAUUAAGGAUUAAACUUUUAUAAUUUUUACAUGAGAUGCAGCUCCUUAGCUUCCAAGAGUGAGAACUCGGAUCGUAACCAGAUGUGCUGUGUCUUACAUGAGGAAGAAUCUGAAGUUUCAGGAGAUGUGCCAUUUCAGGGUGGAGUGUGUUUGUGGGGCUCUCUGUUAUUACAGCACCAGGCACUUCUCCUGGAGGGAAUCCUGAAGUGCUUAACACUGUCCUGAACAAAUGUGAAAAGGCUCUUGUCCAAGUUUUCCUUCAAAUACAAGAGAACAACCUUGGUUUACAUAUGCUGCUUCUUGUUACAAAGAGUUUGAGUCUCCUAUAACUGUGCCAAUGGAAGGAACAGCAGGACAAGACACGCACAAAAAAAAACCCUUCGAAGCUUCAUUUGAACUCUGGAAGUAUUCCAUGGUUCGUAUAAAUAGAAAUCUCAGAAGACAAAAGAAUGGGUCUGCGAUCCCCAACACGCACAUCUCACAUAUACUUGUUUCCUUCUUGUCAAAGUGAUUUGCAAAUAAAUCUUAUUUUAUACCA
Centrocercus urophasianus (Greater sage-grouse) is the source of this 2688-nucleotide messenger RNA. RefSeq names its product ferredoxin 1 (gene FDX1). Gene Ontology annotation, biological process: positive regulation of oxidoreductase activity; P450-containing electron transport chain. NCBI's taxonomy places the organism in Eukaryota, Metazoa, Chordata, Aves, Galliformes, Phasianidae. Gene Ontology annotation, cellular component: mitochondrion. The coding region runs from base 4 to 537 and encodes 177 amino acids. The transcript is spliced from 4 exons. Gene Ontology annotation, molecular function: 2 iron, 2 sulfur cluster binding. The record is from RefSeq and is a predicted model, not a curated record.